Molecule: messenger RNA, 1271 nt
Organism: Limanda limanda (common dab)
Lineage: Eukaryota; Metazoa; Chordata; Actinopteri; Pleuronectiformes; Pleuronectidae
Product: chemokine XC receptor 1-like
Exons: 1
Coding region: 1-1077 (358 amino acids)
Biological process (GO): chemotaxis; immune response; G protein-coupled receptor signaling pathway
Cellular component (GO): membrane
Molecular function (GO): chemokine receptor activity
Source: RefSeq, a predicted model, not a curated record
AUGGCUGCGGAUGAAGACUUCAUGAGCACAGACACCACUGGCAUCAUCUCAACCUUCGACACAACCUUCGACCCGAGUUAUUAUUCCGAAAACUAUGUAGAUGAAGUCUGUGACAAAACAAAAACCGUGCUGUUUGGAUCGAUCUUCACUCCGGUGUUCCUCUCCAUCGUGGUGCUCCUCAGUCUGUUCGGCAACAUCCUGGUGAUUGUGAUCCUCGCCAAGUAUGAGAAUCUCAAACUGCUCACCAACGCCUUCAUCCUGAACCUGGCUGUGUCGGACCUCUUCUUCACCGCCGGUCUGCCCUUCUGGGCCUACUACAGCGUGGACGGAUGGAAUUUAGGGGAAGCUGCCUGCAAAAUAGUGAACUUUGUCUUCUACGUUGGCUUCUACAGCAGCGGUGUCCUCCUCAUCUUGAUGACCGCUCAUCGCUACGUGGCUGUCAUGAAUCCUCUGUCUGACAUAGUGUCAACCUCAGGCUUCUACAGCGUCUUAGCGUCUGUUAUCAUCUGGGCAGCAAGCAUCAUCAUUGCCAGUCCGGCCUUCAUCUUCACCCAAGUCGUGGGCGAGAAACACUGUGUCUUCGCAAGUUCUUACUGGAGCUUAGUUGGAAUCUACCAGCAGAAUAUUCUCUUCUUACUGAGUGCUCUGGUUUUCACCUUCUGCUAUUGUCAGAUCAUCUGCAGGCUGGUGCGUCCAACUGCCCGAAGAAGAAAGAACAAAACCUUGAAGCUCAUUUUCACCCUCAUGGUCGUUUUCUUUGUGGGAUGGGCACCUUACAACAUAGUGAUAUUUCUAAAGUCGUUUUCUCUCUGGAAGCAACAACCUGUUGUCUCAGCGGUCUCGGCUGCAGCCUGUGAGGCAGAGACACCCCUGGACUAUGCUUUUUACGUCUGCCGGAUUUUGGCCUUUUCACACUGCUGCCUCAACCCUGUGUUUUAUGUGUUUGUGGGGGUUAAAUUCAAGAAUCACCUGAAGAAAAUGCUGAAGCGCAGGGCCCAAAACACGAGUAACAUCCGCAGUAGACAUAGCCGACUUACGAUCACCUCGGUGACGAGUGGGGAAGAGUUCUCCGUGUAGUCGCAGUAGCUCUGGAAGAGAUGAUGGACCUUUUCUGUCAGGGCUCCCGCUUUGGAACCAUCUCCGUCUGGCAAACUCCUCAUCCUCUUACAAACCUAUUUUAACACAUUCUUAUUGAUGAGCUUUCUCUUUUAAUCAUUUUAUCAUGUUUUAUUUGGUCGUAUUUUACUUUUGCAACCUUUUUUAUUUCUGUA